AUUCAUGAGCUCAGCCCUCGCUGUAGUAGGAUUCGCGCUGUCUCUUUCCGGAGGUGUUCCGCAGGCGGUAGUGAUCCCGCAGCGGCGCGGAGGUGAGCGAGCGUGAGAGCGACUCUGUCAGCAGCAUCAUGGCGGAGCAGAGCGACUCCCCGGCGGCCGUCCAAACCCCGCAGCCGGCGCUCACCACCAGCUGGCCCAUUGUCAAGGAGGCGUACGAGCUCCAGGAGGUGAUCGGUAGCGGAGCCACAGCAGUCGUCCAGGCAGCGCUUUGUAGCCCUCGACAGGAGCGUGUGGCCAUCAAGAGAAUCAACCUGGAGAAAUGCCAGACCAGCAUGGAUGAGCUGUUGAAAGAGAUUCAAGCCAUGAGCCAGUGUAACCAUCCCAACGUGGUCACCUACUACACUUCAUUUGUUGUGAAGGAUGAACUUUGGCUGGUCAUGAAGCUCCUGAGUGGAGGAUCAGUGUUAGACAUCAUAAAGCACACAUUCAGCAAAGGAGAGCAUAAAAACGGUGUCCUAGAUGAAUCUACAAUAGCAACCAUAUUGAAGGAAGUCCUUGAGGGAUUAGAUUAUCUACACAAAAAUGGACAGAUUCACAGGGACGUGAAGGCUGGUAAUAUUCUACUGGGAGAAGAUGGAUCGGUGCAGAUCGCAGAUUUUGGUGUGAGUGCUUUUCUGGCCACUGGUGGAGACGUCACUAGACACAAAGUGAGGAAAACGUUUGUAGGGACCCCGUGCUGGAUGGCUCCAGAGGUGAUGGAGCAGGUGCGGGGUUACGACUUCAAAGCUGACAUUUGGAGUUUCGGAAUCACUGCCAUUGAAUUGGCGACAGGCUCUGCGCCGUAUCAUCGCUACCCCCCUAUGAAGGUUUUAAUGCUCACGCUGCAGAAUGAUCCUCCAACCGUGGAGACUGGGGUUGAGGACAAAGAGAUGCUUAAGAAGUAUGGGAAAUCUUUUAGAAAGCUUAUAUCCUUGUGCCUUCAGAAGGACCCUGCCAAGAGGCCCACUGCAGCCGAGCUUUUGAAAUGUAAAUUUUUCCAAAAGGCUAAGAAUCGAGAGUACUUGAUUGAAAAGCUGCUUACUAAAGGACCAAAUAUAAGCCAAAGAGCCAAAAAGGUCAGAAGGGUUCCAGGGUCGAGUGGUCAUCUGCACAAGACCGAGGAUGGAGACUGGGAGUGGAGUGAUGACGAAAUGGAUGUGAUAAGUGAGGAGGGGAAGGCUGCUGUCAAUCACGGAAGGUCACGCAGGGUCAAAGACGAAAACCAGCACGGUGAAGUGAACGCUAACAGUCUCCCGCUAGAGAACCUGUCCAUUCAGCAUCCCCAGGUUCAACCGUUGGAGAAACCCUCGAGCGCUCAGGGAGCGGUGAACAUGGUCCUGAGGUUAAGGAACUCAAGGAAGGAGUUGAAUGACAUACGGUUUGAAUUCACUCCAGGGCAAGACACUGCUGAUGGAGUUUCUCAGGAGCUCUUCUCUGCUGGUCUGGUCAAUGGUCAUGAUGUGGUUGUGGUGGCUGCUAACCUACAGAAGAUUGUAGAAGACCCAGUUACCUAUAAAGUAUUGACCUUUAAGUUGGCGUCUGGUUGUGACAGCACAGAGAUCCCAGAUGAGGUGAAGUUGAUUGGCUUCGCCCAGUUGAGCGUCAUCUGAUAGCAUCUCAUUACCACAGCAGAGGGAGAGCAGGAGGACGGAGAGAGUGAACGCUGCUACCGCAUUCAAAACUCCCACCUCCUGCUCCCAUUCAGGUUUUCCUUUUCCUCCCGAAUCACCUGCCCUCUUCCGUGAAUGUUUGCACCUGUUCAAUCAAACACAGCACUCUUAUUCAAACACACACUCGCCCCUCGUUCCCAGACGCUGUAUGCCUUUCACCAAAAGGUGAAGUCCCAGAAUUCAAAGCAGGAGCUCAUUAUCUCAGGAGGCAAUAGCUAGUGAAACAAAACUUAUUAUUUUUUAAAUUAUUAUUAUAAUUAUGAUUGUUAUUGUGUUACCUCUUAGCUCUUACCAUGUUGUUAUUAUUUUAAAAAAUGCCUUUUAUUUCACACAAGAGUAGCGCAGAUCAUAGACCACAAAACUGAAGUGGAGACGUCUCCCUCUGAAUGUAAAAAGCACAUUUUCAUUCUGAAGGUUAACGCAUUCAAACUGUAUUGUACAUAGACCUUCUGAUGUGUAAAUUAAGGGAAUAUUUUGUUGUUUUAGUUCCAGCUCAAAGAGUACGAGAGCAGAGAACCGAAUGCUGCCAUGUGCAAACGUACUGCUUUCUUUUUUCGGGACAGUGUUGAUGCUUCGACGCUAGAGGUGCCUUGUUUUUGUUUAAUCCGUGCCUAAGAAACGUAGGUUACAGGCUUGAAGCCGUUCGGCUGCCGCUGAGCGGGAAGAACGCUGCUUGUCUGCAGAUUUGCUCAUAGUAUUCUCAGCGGCCGGUGGCUCGCGUUGAAGUUAACAGCUGAUGCACUUUGAUUUCAUGUGGUGCGAUGUACCUGCACCUGCGACGCUUACACCCUAACUAUCCACGUUUAACCCGUUAAAGCUGACAAACAAGCUCAUCGCUACCACAACACACACCUUAAUCCUGAUGUAUCGUAUUCACAAGACGAGCGAUGGUUACGCGUCAUUUUUACAGCACUCGAAUGUGUUUGUUUUUGAGCCCAGAAUGCAUCUGUCUAUCAGCGAAUGUGAAGUAUUUCGUAAAGGAAACCAAAUGUCUACAGAAAAGCCAUCUGUGUGUCCAAAACGAGUAUAGUAGCUUGAAUUAAAUUAUUCUGUUCUCAGCCCAAAUGUAAAUAAAUACUAAAUACUUUAUUAUUAUUAAGUUGAAUUGUGUUUUCUAUGUACCAUGCGUGUUCCCUCCCUACUAUUCAUCCUUUCUGUAAUCAGCAAAGAUAUAAACUUUCUGCGAAGGUACAACAAAUAAAACUGAACUGCUACUAUUGAA
This is a messenger RNA of Cyprinus carpio (common carp), 2931 nucleotides long. RefSeq names its product STE20/SPS1-related proline-alanine-rich protein kinase-like. Gene Ontology annotation, molecular function: protein serine/threonine kinase activity; ATP binding. Gene Ontology annotation, biological process: protein phosphorylation. The record is from RefSeq and is a predicted model, not a curated record. NCBI's taxonomy places the organism in Eukaryota, Metazoa, Chordata, Actinopteri, Cypriniformes, Cyprinidae.